Balaenoptera musculus (blue whale) is the source of this 2744-nucleotide messenger RNA. It is a transcript of the gene PLEK, whose product is annotated as pleckstrin. The record is from RefSeq and is a predicted model, not a curated record. The coding region runs from base 103 to 1155 and encodes 350 amino acids. NCBI's taxonomy places the organism in Eukaryota, Metazoa, Chordata, Mammalia, Artiodactyla, Balaenopteridae. The transcript has 9 exons. Gene Ontology annotation, cellular component: plasma membrane. Gene Ontology annotation, biological process: intracellular signal transduction; actin cytoskeleton organization.
CUCUAGAAAAGCAGCCCACAACGGCCCCAGCUCUCAGAGGAGGGCGAGCUUCUGAGGCGACUUGUCUGCGGGGGUACUCGGCCAUCUCUUUGUCCGUCCGACAUGGAACCAAAGCGGAUCAGGGAGGGCUACCUUGUGAAGAGGGGGAGCAUGUUCAACACCUGGAAACCCAUGUGGGUUGUAUUGUUAGAAGAUGGAAUUGAAUUCUAUAAGAAGAAAAGUGAUAACAGCCCCAAAGGAAUGAUUCCUCUGAAAGGAAGCACUCUGACUAGCCCUUGCCAGGACUUUGGCAAAAGGAUGUUUGUGUUUAAGAUCACUACGACCAAACAGCAGGACCACUUCUUCCAGGCAGCCUUCCUGGAAGAGAGAGAUGCCUGGGUUCGGGACAUCAAAAAGGCCAUUAAAUGCAUUGAAGGAGGCCAGAAGUUUGCCAGGAAAUCUACCAGGAGGUCCAUCCGACUGCCAGAAACCACUGACUUAGGUGCCUUGUAUUUGUCCAUGAAAGACACUGAAAAAGGAGUAAAAGAACUGAACCUAGAGAAGGACAAGAAGAUUUUCAAUCACUGCUUCACAGGUAACUGUGUCAUCGACUGGCUGGUUUCCAAUAAAUCUGUUCGGAAUCGCCAGGAGGGCCUCGUGAUAGCCUCCUCCUUGCUCAACGAAGGGUACCUGCAGCCUGCUGGAGACCUCUCCAAAAACGCGGUGGAUGGAACUGCUGAGAACCCUUUCCUCGACAACCCCGACGCCUUCUACUACUUUCCAGACAGUGGGUUCUUCUGUGAAGAGAAUUCCAGUGAUGAUGAUGUGAUUCUGAAAGAAGAAUUCAGAGGGGUCGUUAUCAAGCAGGGAUGUCUACUGAAGCAGGGGCAUAGGCGGAAGAACUGGAAAGUGAGGAAGUUCAUUCUGAGAGAAGACCCUGCGUAUCUGCACUACUAUGACCCUGCUGGGGGGGAAGAUCCCUUGGGAACGAUUCGCCUGAGAGGCUGCGUGGUGACCUCAGUGGAGAGCAACCCAGAUGGCAAGAAGAGUGAAGAAGAGAACCUCUUUGAGAUCAUCACGGCUGACGAAGUUCACUAUUUCUUGCAAGCGGCCACCCCCAAGGAGCGUACCGAGUGGAUCAAAGCCAUCCAGGCGGCCUUCCGGACGGGGAAGUGAGGACACACCGGCGACCUGCACCACCCCGCUUCCCGAGGGAACCUCAUGGAUAAGCUCGGUCCAGGACCUGGCCACUUCUGCGACAGAUCGAGAAAGGGCCCAGGGGUGGGACAUUGUCAUCUUCGGGGGUCCUGAAUGUAACUAACCACGUGCUGCGUGAUGUUUGCCUACACCGACCGCAUUGCUCACUGAGGCCUCUCUGCCACUCUCUGUGUCCCCCAGGCAGAUAUGACAAGCUGUGUGGCCUGGGGACAUUGCUUACCCUCUCCAGGCCUCAGGUUCCUCCUCUGGAAAAUGACGUUGAACUAGGAGAGCCCUGAGGUCCCCCCUAGCUUCAAAAGCCCCGCGAUUCUAAUACGCAUGGCAGUGCAGCUGGAGUCCCUCUGUGACCAAGUCUUGGCCUUCAGAACCUGAAACAACUCUUCCCUUUAAAACUGUUGCCCAUCUGUACUAAGAGCACUAGAUACAAACCUCUUUUUUCCCCUUUUGCUGCCUUCCCUUGCUCUUGGCCACAAGAUCAUAUAUCACGGUCAAGGAGAACCCUCUUCCUUCCUUGCCCUACCCAGAAACUUCCUGGGAGCCAGCGCUGCAGUGUUGGCUUUUAGCUUGAAGCCUUGUGACGACAGCCUGGAAAGUUAUGUCUUCUGAGAAAAAGACCCGAGGAAACCAGGAGUAGCCCAGGGUCCUCUCCACGUCCUGAAGCUGCUCAAAGCAGGCAUGUUCCACUCGCACUGGAGACUGAUCUGCCUCGGGGCUAUCUUUGUCCCUUUCCAGAGCAUUUCUCUACCAUUUUUUCUAAUUAGGAGCAGGAACUCCAAAUCUGCAAGAUUCUGUUUCAUUAGAGUGUUUACAGAAAAAAGUGGCCAGAGGGAUUUUCUCUAUGGGGUCUCUCCAUGGGUGAGGGGGCUGGACAGCUGCCCGCCUGAAGUGUCCCCCCAGCUCCAGAGGGUGUAGGGGCUGGAUCACAGGCCAGCUGAUUGGAUGAUGAGUUUAUACAAAGACAGCUCUGAAAGGACUUACAUCUAGACAGCGCGUGGAGGUGGCCGUCACAUUGUGCCGCGCCUUCAGUUCUUGAGUUAAAGAUACUGUGGUUGUGCCUUAAAGCAUAUGCUUUAAGGACAAGCUGUCCGGUCUCCUGCUUGGCCUCUGAGGGGCCUCAUGGACCCAUCAUCAGCCAGAGGGAUCUGACCUAGAUUCAAAUUGGGUAACUGUUUCCAAUUUUUGACCCCGUCCAUCAACUAGUGAUUCUAAACCAAAAUUGAGAUGGAAAUCUGGUAUGUUGUGCAGGUGUAUUUUCCAACUUCAGAUUUUUAAUUUUAAGGCCCUAGUGAGGAAAAGAGAGUAGAAAAUUCUUCCUGAUUUUAUCAACUCCUCUCUUUCCCUCCCCCAAUUCUACACGAUAUCCUUGAAGCUAUUCCUACCUCCAGAUUGUUUUCUCAAUGGCUGAGAGAUGAAAGACUACCUUUUCUCUGAUUCUUUAGUAAACUGUAUUAGAACAUGCAUAGUAGUUUUUCUAUAUUCAGUGUUAAAAGUAUUUAUUAAUAUGGAAUCAGUUUUGAGUUUUGAAAUAAAUGUUACCAUGUUUAGCA